This is a messenger RNA of Enterobius vermicularis (human pinworm), 549 nucleotides long. The record is from the annotation of a GenBank genome assembly. Lineage: Eukaryota; Metazoa; Nematoda; Chromadorea; Rhabditida; Oxyuridae.
AUGUCAUCUGAAGCCGACCAAGAACUGCCAGCAGUGAACCUAAAUACAACCAAGGGAAGAGAUUAUUUAUGGUCUAAAACAAAAGCUGCUUUCAAAUAUAUUUAUGAACAUAGGUAUACUUCUUACGACUGGUAUUUGAAAGCUGACGACGACACUUACGUUAUUGUCGAAAAUCUGAAAUACUUCUUAUCAUCUCAGUCAUCUAAAGAACUAGUCUAUUUUGGUGCAAGGCUUGGCGUGACAUUAAAGAAUGGAUUUAUGAGCGGCGGAGCUGGUUAUGUUCUUUCCCAAACCGCACUUAAAAAAUUUGUGACUGAAGGAAUACCUAACGAACAGUAUUGUUCACCUCAUGAUACAGUCAGCGAAGAUGUCGAAAUGGCAAUAUGUUUAGAAAAAAUUGGUGUACAACCUGGUGAAUCAAGAGACGCACAAGAAAAACAUAGAUUUUUGGCAGAGGAACCGGAAGCUCUUCUAGCAAACGAUAAAAACUGGGUUCGAAAUUGGACAUUUUAUCCUAUGAAAUCGGUAUACAAUAAGUUUUCUAUGUAA